GCUCCGUGUGCUGACCGCAGCUGCCUGCGGCACCGGUGUCCUGCUCUUCGUGGCCGGCUAUGCAGCAUCACCUGCGCAGGCCUUCGUGACCGCACCAUGGCAGGAUCUCCGAGAGCCCAAAGUCGCCCAGCGCGUGUCGCACGGCGGCUACGCGCACGCGAAAUAUCGCAAGGAGCUCCGGACCAUGACAGAUGAAGAACUCCAUGAGACCAUCACGAAAGCGCGUCGAAUGACGCUGCACCAUCGCAUGGAGAAAUUCCGACGAAAACAGCCGUCAGCCGGCAGCUUGUACGAGUGGCAGUACAAGAUCGCCCUGGCCAAGACCUUCCUCAAGCAGCGAGAGCUUGCUGCAGCAGCGUCAGUCGAUCCUGAGGAUAGCGAGCCGCUGUCGGAAGAUGCACCGGACAGGCCGACACUUGCAAACUGGAUGAAGGAGAACGAGGAUUUGGAUUCGGCUGAGACCGAGUGGUACGCGCGUCCAGGCUGGGGAAGGCUGCGGAACGAGAAGCUGGAGUUUCCCAGAGAGAUCGCCUUCGAGAGGAGGUAUUACGAGAAGUACGACAAGGAGUACAAGACCAAGGCGUCAAUUGGCGUUCCCUUCAACAAAGGGGCGAUCGAUCUCAAAAAAGCUCGGAAAGAGGCCCGGAAGGCAACAGCGGCAGAGGCCUUGCCUUCAAAGCCGCAGGUUCCUGAUGCUAGCCUCCUUCUCUGGGAGGUCCCCGCCAUGGGGCCGGCGCUGGUGAUGGAGUCUGCCCUCGCACCAGCUGAGCCCGCUGUAAGCAAGAUUUCCUGCUUUUCCGUGAUCAGCCUUCGCAAAGAAGAGCUGCAGCUCGCACUUUGCAUCCUACAGCCGCUUUCCGACGUGAGUUGUGGCAUGUGCUACCGCAUCCGCAGGCUCUCUUUUCUGCGAGAUCCCAAUGCAAGUGUGACGAUGGAGCAGGAACUGAGAGGACGCUCGAUAGCAGUUAUCACUCGCCUAGUGUCACGCCAUCCAAGAGACCUUUACGUGUUCGAUGAAUGCUUCUCCUUCGUUGCUGAUGGGCCAACAGAGACGACGCAGCUUCUGAAACCCACCAAAGCUGCUCCAGAUGGCAAAGCCACAGGCCCCCAGCUCACGCUCAACCUCGUGGUUUGUGGCCUCGGCACUGGGAUUUUCACACUGCCUUGGAGUACAGCAGGUGCGUCCUGUACGGUGGGCGUUCUUAUUGUAGCAGGCGUUCUGGCACUGAAUGCUUGGACCAUCUUCAUCUUAAUCGAGGCGGCCGAGGCCCAUCAGGCUUUUGAUAUUGGAUCUUUAUUGUCGAGCUUGCCCGGAGCUCUCGGACGAGUAGCUCCACCGGUGGUAAAUGCAGUUAUUUGGAUUGGAGGCUUCUUUUGUCUCGUCUCCUACGUGAUAGUCAUCGCCGAUUGUGCUGGCCCGAUUGCCGGAGUGGCAGCGUGGAAGCUGAAAGCUUUGACCUCCGUUUUGGUCCUUCCUAUUUGUUUCUUGGAAGUGGCCCCAGUUCAGAUGCUAGGGCGACCUGCACGGGUCUGCAGAUUCUGCCGUCGGAGACAGCUUCGAGAAAUGUGA
This is a messenger RNA of Symbiodinium sp. CCMP2456, 1570 nucleotides long. NCBI's taxonomy places the organism in Eukaryota, Dinophyceae, Suessiales, Symbiodiniaceae. The record is from the annotation of a GenBank genome assembly.